Messenger RNA from Phycodurus eques (leafy seadragon), 2579 nucleotides. RefSeq names its product trichohyalin-like. The coding region runs from base 1 to 2499 and encodes 832 amino acids. The transcript has 2 exons. The record is from RefSeq and is a predicted model, not a curated record. Lineage: Eukaryota; Metazoa; Chordata; Actinopteri; Syngnathiformes; Syngnathidae.
AUGGUGGCUGCCCAAAUGGUGGAUGUGAGAAAACACCAGUCAGAAUUUAGAUCGGGUUUAUCAGUAAGAGACAGACAUAACUCGAAAAUGUCACAGCCAACAAGGGAGGAGUCAGAAGUGAAAUCAAAACCAAAGGACAGAGUGUCUACGAUUCCUGAGAUAUCAGCCCUUGCAGACUAUGCCAGAUUAAAAGUCAUUGUUUCAGAAGAUAGAGAAAACAGAAUUCAGGAAUUCCCUCCACACAAAAAAGAAGGAUUCUUUCCACUGAUACGGUCUCGUCAUACCAGACGCCCUUUGUUCUUUGCUGACCCACAAGAGCACUCUAUGAAAGAGAGAAGUGUGCCAAAAAAGACAGAAGCCAACACCAAAGUCAACAAAGAGCCCAAACCUGUUGUGUUUCCUAUUACUGAGAAAGAGUAUCAGCGAACAGGUAUGUUCAAACUGGGAGAGAAGGAAAAACGAGAGAAAAACACUUUUGAUGUCAAAGACCAUGAGCGAGUUCUGGAAAAACAGAUACAAGAGUUCGCCCAAAGAAAAACAACCCAUAAAGUUCACGUUAAAAAUGAGGUACACAGAGAAGAGGUCCCUAAGGUUGGUCAACAAAUAGUGAGUCAACAAAGUAAUAAUCUUAUGCAAGCAGCAAUGUCAUCUUCCUCAAUCAGUAAACCAAGAGAAAGCCCUCAGUCACAACAACAAAAACUCCUUGACACUCCAAAUCCAGAUAAACAAACGUCAGGUUUGAUCACAAUUAAUAAUUUAGUGCUCAUGGAUAAAGACUCUUACACAAAACCCACCCUGGAGCCAGUUUACAAAGAUGGGACUUCGAAAAUUAGAAACGUUAUGAAGAAAGACACAACAGGCGAAACAAAAUCAGAAAAAUCAAGAAAAGAAAAGGUUGAGACUUAUCAAGAAGAGACAAAAGCCAAGCUAGAGGGGAGUGCAAAACAACAGCAAGAAGGAGCUUCCAAGAGAAAGGAAGAAACAAUUGCAGAUGACACGAAAGCUAUGAUAGAGGAGAGGAGAGCUUUCAUAUCAGAAGAGAGAAAACAUGCACAAGGAGAAGCAGCACGUUGGGAAAGACUCAAAGAAACAGCACAAAGAAUGGAGGAGGAAAGAAAGGCAAAACAAAUAGAGGGCAGGGGAACAAAUCAAGCAAAUGAUGAAAGAAGGAUUGAAAGGGAAGGAGAAAACAGACAAAAAGCCCAAGAGGAAAGGGGAGGAAGCGUAUCGGUUGGGGAGAGGAGGAGACUGGAACAGAGGCAGGGAGAGAGAACUGCUCAGGAGGAAGAAAGGAUAAGAGCUGUGCUCAUGGAGGAGCAACGUCGAGCCAAGAGGAGUGAGGAGAGACUUGCGGAGGAAACAAGGAUAAAAACGAUUCAAGAGAUUCAAGAGAACCGGAGAGAGGAGCAGAGGAGAGAAAAGCAGAAAAGAGUCGAACAGAUGACACACAAGAAAAAAGAGACAAGUCGUGCUGCUGAAAAACAGAACAUUAGUGCAAAACUAAGAGAGGAGCAGCGAGCUAAAGGUGAGAGGGAGAGUGCACCUGAAGAGCUGAUAAGAGACGAUGUUGCAGCUAAGAGGGAAGAAGAACAUUUAAGAGCUCAAAGAGAGAAUGCAUCAACGAAGGAGGAGCAGAAACGAGCAGCACUGUUGAUGGAUGCUCUUCAGUACUACACCAUCACCUCUACAGAUGAGAAACCCAAAGAAAGGCAAGCACGCACCCUGCUACCUAUCCAACAAAGAAACAAUCCAUCUUUGCAAAGUGAAGACUGUGGAUCACACAAAAGGUUACACAGGCCUCAAGCUCCACCAUCUCCUGCUCCUUCUCUUCCACGCUCCAAUACUUCCUCCCCUGCUCUUGGAGGCAAACCAUUGAUGUUCAGAGUAAAGGAUAACACUAAAGGUUCUUCUCUCACCAAAUCAGUUAAACCACGCUUUCAUAAGAACUUUGCAGAAGAGUCCAGAGUGGGUUCCCCGAUGGAACGGAGAGCAGAGAGAAGAAAGGAUGAACAGGAGAUAAUAAGGUGUAACACCGGAACUCCCAUCAAUCCUGACGUUGUCAAAGGAUCAACCCGACUCGAAUCCUGUAUCUCUCAGCCCGCAUCUACAACACAAGAGUAUCCAGCUGCUCUCGCACAUCACAGGCCCUUCUCCCGGAGAAGCAUUGCUCUGGAUGAUGAUGACUCUCGAUCGGUCAUCAGUAACAUGUCCGAGGAGGUACAGAGUUUUGCUACGAGUGCAGCUGACGUGGCAGAUUUGAGAGGGCUGUAUGAUUACGAGAGGCCGGUAUCAGCCUGUAGCUUCAGCAGUGAUAUGUCCCGGUUAGGAAAACCUCCAGCUGUUCCCCCAAAGAGUGACAAAGCCUUGCGCAGGGCACAAAGACUCACUACUCGUAGGAUAAGGAAAGAGGUGACACAAAGUGCAGCAACCAACCCUGCAGAGACACCACAACAGGAAGCCUCCAGUAGGCCUGCUGCUGCCCCCACCGAGCUCCGGUGACACAGUACCAUGUAGAGUCAAGCUAUCCCCAGUCCUAUCCACUGACCCAGCGCAAGGUAUUACAAGACCUUGGUUCCGGC